AUGGAGAAGUCUAGCAGUGAGGAGUCAGCUAUCCACAGGAGCCCUUCCAUAGACAGUCGAGAUUCAGAUUUCCCACAAGCUUCCACCUCUGGCCGCCCGUUCGGUGGCCGGGGAUUCACAGCCGGCGCUUUCUACGGCUCCACCGGACCGCGCAAAGCCACACCGACGCAACCGGGCCAGGCGGGUGCUAGUGCCGAUAACGUUGGAGCGGACAAAACGAACAAUAAAUACAGCUCGCCGAAAGGAAGCAAGUACGUGGUGUUUUACCUGGAUUUAUCGUUUGUGUUCCUUCUAGAAUUUAAGAAGUGCAACAUGGCCAGAGGGUUCCUGUGCUGCCUGAAGUACCUGAUGUUUGUCUUCAACCUCAUCUUCUGGUUGUGCGGAUGCGGCCUGCUCGGGGUGGGCAUCUGGCUGUCCGUGUCGCAGGGCAGCUUCGCCACCUUCUCGCCCUCAUUCCCCUCGCUCUCGGCCGCCAACAUGGUCAUCGCCGUGGGAGCCAUCGUCAUGGUUACGGGCUUCCUCGGUUGCCUCGGCGCCAUAAAGGAGAACAAGUGCCUGCUCCUGAGCUUCUUCAUCGUCUUGCUGAUCAUCCUCGUGGCAGAGCUCAUACUCCUCAUCCUCUUCUUUGCGUACUCAGAUAAGGUGAGCGAGAACGCCAAAAAGGACCUGAAGGACGGACUGUCUCUGUACAACUCUGAAAACAACAUAGGCCUUCGAAACGCCUGGAACAUCAUUCAAGCCGAGUGGAAGUGCUGCGGAGUCAUCGCGUACACAGACUGGCACGAGGCGCUCAAAGAGAAGGUGGUGCCAGACCGAUGCUGCCAGGAGCACUACCAAAACUGUGGCCGCAACUCUACCAACAUGUUCUGGAACAGGGGCUGCUUUGAGAAAGUGGAGGAGUGGCUGGACGAUAACAAACACCUGCUCGGAACCAUCGGCAUGGUCAUCUUAGUGGUGCAGCUCCUGGGCAUGGCUUUCUCCAUGACGCUGUUCCACCACAUCCACAGAACGGGGAAGAAGUACGACGCUUAGCCCGAGAGGAGGCCGCCAAUCAUGGGAUAAGACUCUGACGACUUACCCCCCCCCCCCGUCUCUCUCUGGAGCCUCCUAUUUGGUUUCCCUUCACUUUCUAGCCUCCCGUAGAGCCUCCCAAUCGCUCCUCUAGACUACUUUUUGUACAGAAUCCAGCUGUAUCCGCGUCUAUCACCAAUUCAUUUUUUUUGCCAAAGAGUAUGUGAUAACUGAAAGUGAAAGGACAGCGAUUUUGGCGAGGAAGAGAAUCCCAUUGGUUGCCACUCCUCUUAAGUGCUUUUUUUUCUUCUUUUGUUUUUUUUUUUUUGCUUGGACUAACAAUUUGCUGGAAGGAAAGACAUUACAAUGAAGACUUUUACUAAUGCUCACACCCCUCCAAUCCGAGGGACAGAGAAUAUUUAAGAACUGCUAUAUCCUCCACCUUAUACGGAGCAUUCUCAUAAUAAAUCCCAUUGUAAAUGUUCCAACAUGGCAUGCUAGUUUUCUACUCGUUUAACUUUCCUUUCCUUUUAUUUCGAAGGUAUGCCAUGCCGUGUGUGCGCGUGUAAGCGUGUUUGUAAGUGUGUGUGCGCGCGAUUGAGGUUUUGAAGCAUUCGAUUGCGUCAUACGUUGGGAGGAUGUUUAAUGUAUGCCAACUUUCAUCUUAUUUUCUAUUUUGUUUUUCGCGUCAAGUUGCAAAAAUUGGCAGGAUUUCAGAUGAGCGUUUUUGUGUCAGUGGAUUUAACCUUUGCGUUAAUAUCGAAAUAAGAAAUUGUGACGCAAAGUCCAGCGGGAGGCAUGUGUACGACACCGCGGCACAGUGAGCAGUGUUGGGGAGUAACAGAUUACAUGUACCACAGUUACGUAAUCAGAGUACAAAUUAUGAGUAACUGUAUUCGGUUACAGUUACUGUUUCAGUGAGUGGGAAUUGGAUUACAGUUACUUUGUUGAAAUAAAUGGAUUACACGGCAGGAUUUCAUAUUUUGGGCUAUAUCCUUUUUUUUCUCUAGGUCUAAACCAGGUCUAAACCAGGACUAAAACCAGGUCCAAACCAGGUCUAAACCUGGUCUAAACCAGGUCUAA
Molecule: messenger RNA, 2094 nt
Organism: Boleophthalmus pectinirostris (great blue-spotted mudskipper)
Lineage: Eukaryota; Metazoa; Chordata; Actinopteri; Gobiiformes; Gobiidae
Gene: tspan9a
Product: tetraspanin 9a
Exons: 7
Coding region: 1-1032 (343 amino acids)
Cellular component (GO): membrane
Source: RefSeq, a predicted model, not a curated record